AAGAGCCUGAGUCAAACCGAAAGUAGGACCCAUUUUACUUAUUUUGUUAGUCAUUGAUGGAUAAAAUUCUUUUUCCUGGUGAUUUAAAAAUUGAGUAGAAACCCAUAGGAAUAAUUAAAUUUUACUCUGGGGAAUAAUUAGAGUUUAGAUGGCCACUGGAUAUGAUGAGCAUUAUGCCAAACAUCUAUAUAAUCGAUAUAUUGAAAGCGAAAUUCAACGAGGGAUAUCGGAGUUUCCAACUGAGAGCAUAAAUGAAAAUUCAGAUGCAUUUUUGGCAUGGCAGCUACAGAAUCAAGAAUUCAAAGGAAGAAGAGGGGGUGAUAGUAUUCCUUUAGAGAGUUUGUGUUCGGAACCUUCAGCAGGUGCAUGGAGGGAAAGAAAUCAGAAAAAGAAGGGAAAAACCGCUGAGGAAGGACAUGGCUCUAUUACAAUAAUUGAUAGUGAUACAGAAUGUGAUGCUCCUCCCUCAGUUGUACAUGGCAAAUCUGAAGAGGAAGACAAAACAGCAGAAGAGACCAACUCAGAAAGUGAAGAUAAUCCUAAGUUGAAAUUCCAGAACAGAAUUAUCAGAGACAUACAGGAUUCCAUUAGAUCUUCCAGAAAUACUGUUACAGAGAGUGGAGCCAUGUUAGCUCAGCCACAGAGUGAAGAUGGAAACACUAGCGCACCUUUUACCCUUACAUUCUACAGUGAUGACGUUGAGGAAGAUUCUGUCCCCGAAGUCUCUCAUUUCGAUGAGGUUAUCCCUUCACCAGAAAUCUACUCAAGGAAAGGAAAGUUUGCCAAAAGAUCAUCCAUAGACCACCAAAGGAAUGAUAAUCAAUGUCAUAAACGGCCAGAGGAUUUUACUAGUGCACGAAGAGUUAGAGGAUCUAGACAAGGGAGAAUACUGACAGAUCCUUCCUCUUCUUCCUGCAGUAAAGAUAUGGAGGGAAAUUCUGUACCACAAGUCGGUCAUGUAAAUGGCCCAUAUACAUCACCUAUCCAUCCAUUGGAUGGUUUUCAUGGUUAUCAAAAUCGUACUAAAGCUUCUAAUCAUCAGCCAAGAGGAAAAGGAUCAAGACAAGAUAGAAGAUAUCCAAACCACAACACAGCGAGACAAAGAAAUGAGAGUGAAUGGUUUACUUCUCCAUACAAUACAAAUAACUCGGCGAGCAGUGAUGAAGAAACACUGGAGAAACAUCCUUCUUAUGGUUUCUAUAAAUCCAAUAAUAAUCCGAAACAGAGGAAAACAAAUUUCAACCCAGCUAAAAAUACAGAUGAUGAAAGUGAUUCAGCAACAGGCGAUGAUGAACGGAUUGCGUGUCAACUUGGUCAGGAUUUAAACAAGUCACAGUGUGAGAUGGACAGGGAGUUUGCUCAGAGAUUACAAAAUGAAGAAAAGAAUAAUUUAUUACGGGCUAAAAGAAUGUCCUCUCCAAGACCACAGUUUCAGAGAAACAUUCCCAAUCUUCAGAUGCAUGAUCCGUUUGCUAAUAGAGUUAUUCGACACAGGACUCCUUUCCAUUUACAUGAGGCACCAGGAGGACUUCAUAUGCUUCAGACAAUACUUGGAAUGGAAGGUCAAAUCAUGCCACCCCAUUUAAUGCAGGGAGAUAUUGAUUUAACUGACUAUGAGGCUUUAUGGAAUUUGGCAGAGAGAAUCGGAGAGGCGAAAGGAAGUGGAUUGAAAAAGCGAGAUCUCAAGUCCUUAAAAACAGCAAAAUUUGAUUCAAAGAGUGUUGAAGACGAUGAGCAUACUGACUGUCGAAUAUGUAUCACAGACUAUGUGGAUGGAGAAAAGGUCACCACUUUGCCCUGUGGCCACAGAUAUCACAAAGAAUGCAUUGAAACUUGGCUGAUGAAAAAAGCUGAAUGUCCUAUUUGUAGGAAAAGUAUCAAGGCUGAUAAAAAGAAAUAACUGCAUGUAUAUAUUUUCUUUACCUGAUGAACAAUAUGUGGGAAUACAUGUAUUGUUUGACAAUAAUUGUACAAAAUAUAAUGAUUAUGUAAACAUCAGCAAUAAUCAUGUCUAUCAAACCUGUAUGCAGACUGGUCUCCUUUUCUCUUGAUUCAAAUGCACUUUAUAUGGCUCAAGAUUUGUGAAAUUAAUUUUUUUUUCUGUGAUUUAAGUACAUGAAUGAUAAAUACUGUUACAAACUGAUUCUGUGUCAGCUGUAUCACAGAAAACUUUGUCAACUGACAAUUUGUCAAAAGAAUUCUUGAAGUGUGUCACAAAAAUGUCAGCUGACAACUUUUUUAAAAUUGCAUUUUGUGUGUAGAAAAUGUGGAUGACAUACACAUUUUUUUUACAAAUUUAUAAAAAUGAAGAUGAAAAGCUAACUGUAAAAUCUUAUUUGCAAGGCAUAAUAUCCAGUGAUUGUACAAAUUAAUCAAAUGUUUAUACUCUCCCACCUUUCCCAUCACUAUAUUUCCAAAAUUAAGCCUCCUAAAUACUUUUAAUACUGUAAACCAGCUUUUAUUCGCUAGCGAGAAGUUUUGGCGAAGUUUGUUUAUAGAGUUUAGUCAUUUCGAAUAUUUAAACAAUAAAAUGCUUUCUUUCGUGAUUCGUUCGGGAUAUGAAGGUAGCGACAUUGCAGAAAAAAUACGUAACCCGCGUUCGCCGGUUAUGUAAAUUUUUUCUGCAGUGAUCGCUACCUUCAUAACCCGUAUGAAUAAACAAAAAAGCAUUUUAUUGUUUAUAUUAACAUCUUUCUUUUAACUAAUUAGUAAAUUGAUUAUGAAAAGUAAGUAAAAUUCACUAAAUUACUGUCAAUGUACGUAAGUACGUCAGCUAAAAGAAACAGUCAAAUCGUCUCCUGUGAGACUGAGUCUGACAUUAUCAUUAUUAUUUCGUGCAGUCCGUGAUUUUUCUUAGGUAGUUGUACAUGUAGGUUUCGACCAAUGGAUAAACUGGGCGUGUCAAUUUCAGCCCUGUCAAUUUCUUCUCAAUUUCAGCCGCUGUAGAUUUCGACCAAUCGAUAAACGGGGCGUGUAGAUAUCAGUCUGGUUGUUUCUAUAGAGCUAUGAAUUAACUUUUAGUUUUCUUAAGAAACAGAGGGAAUAAUACUUGAUAGAUGUAAAUAUACUAUUAUAUCGCUAGAAUCCAGUAUUUUAUUUUUCGGAUCUUGAUCGUGAAAUAAAUCGCCGCCUGCGAACCAGUUUAAUAAAUCUAUUGUAAAUCGCAAAAUGAAGUCGUCGAGAAUAAAAGCUGAUUUACAGUUUUAACUGAUUCAUCUUUUUUACAUGCACCAUAUGUCGUAUUUAAAAAAUAAAUAAUAUGUCGCUUUAUUUCAUAAAUCUAUAGAUACAUCUAUCCCCCAUCAAACUUUCAGAGGAUUAAUGCCAUUUUUCUUGUUUAUUUCUUCAAUGAUUAUGAGGGUUGGGUGGUCUUUGCCAUAUUCAGACUGUGCAAAGAUACCUAAAAAAUUUCAAAUUUUUAGAGCCAAAAUGUAUGGAUUUUUUGUUACUAAAUAAAAAUUUAUAGCUAAAAAGAUCAUAUUUGAAAGUAUAAGGUAAAACUAAUGAGUAAUUUUUGACCACCCAGCCGCUUGAUGCCGUCAAUAGUUUUUUUUCUGGUUCGCAGAUAUUAUUGCACAUACUUAUUAUGAUUUAUAAGUGUCUAGAUAUAAUUUAUCUGUACUAUAUAUUUCAUUUUUUUAUUCAUAUUUAUUCGUUGUAUUUCAAAAGAAUUUUAAGGUAUAUAAAUUUUUUACAGUUAAUUUUUUGUUCUGUUUUCCCCCUUUCAUCACCCAUUCAUACAUGUAUACACACCAAAUUCAAUAAAGUAAUGUGCUGGUAAUUACAAAGGUAAAUGGAAGGUAUAAAAAGAAUCAGUGGAUCGAUCACUGCUUUCGAUAUUAGAGAAAAUAUAAAGUAUUACACCACUAGUUUUGUUGAAAAAAAAUAUGUUGCCAAAGCGUCCAUUGGUUAUGAAAAUUGACAAUUUUGAAUUUUGUAUUGCUACACGUCUUUCGAUGUUAUAUUUCAAUGAUAUAAAAGUCCACACAAAUUUGGAAUUCAACUCUGUAAGAAGCAUGAAAAAAAACAUACUGUUUGCAGCAUAAUAUAACAGAAGUUAUUGAUUUUGUUGUUCCCAUUUAAUGGUGACUCACCUAAAAUAACAUUGUAAUAUAGGUACUUUUUAUAUUCUUAUGGAUGUAACUCAAAAUGAUUAAAAUUAUUUGUACAUAUA
Molecule: messenger RNA, 4174 nt
Organism: Magallana angulata
Lineage: Eukaryota; Metazoa; Mollusca; Bivalvia; Ostreida; Ostreidae
Exons: 9
Coding region: 149-1900 (583 amino acids)
Molecular function (GO): ubiquitin protein ligase activity
Source: RefSeq, a predicted model, not a curated record